AUGAAACACGGCUGCGCCGGGUUCGUGAAGGAAAUUUUAUCAGAUCACUGCACGCUCGUGGGACGAGGGUACGGUUUGAUGCAAGCCGCCGAGAGCGAUUUUUACCGCAAGAAAGCGUUGACGAACCCGGCGGUUUGGAAAACGAUCGAAGGAAUGACCGCGCGCUCUCCAGAUAUCCACGCCUGGCGUGGGGUCACCGCGAGCUCGCGACGAGAACUGCGCGCGCUGUGCGCGGCGGAUUCGCAGUGCCAAGGAUUCUAUACGUGUUCGGACUUCGACGCGUUCAACUGCACGAAGAUUUUGAACGAGUUUCACUCUGAAAAAAAUCUGACGGGCGUCAGGCCGUUUCACACGAACGCGUCCGCGAUGCUGCUCUCGAGCGUCCCGGACUCUGUGAGCAGAAUGUCUACUUAUCCAUCCCUCGUUCUCGACUCGCGUGCGAUUAAAACGUGUGAAGGCAACGCGGACGGCGCGUCUUGUACGUUUCCCUUCACCACGGAUUACAGCGCGAAGCACAGACAAAACAACGUCGAGUAUUUCGGACCGACGCUAGAAGGAUCGUCCCGCCCGUGGUGCUACACCUCGAAACCCGGAUUAUGGGGGUACGUCGACUGCCACGGCCAAGAUCCGAUGGGUUUCAAGUGGGAGAUCAGCGAGUGGGGUAACUGCUCGCGAUCGUGCAAACGCGGGAUGAAGACGCGAACAGCGAACUGCGUGAACACGACGUCAGGGGCUGUUCUUCCGAACCAGCUCUGCGGCGUCGAGCCCGAAACCUCGCAGGAGUGCAACACGCACUCGUGCGACGAGAAGUGCGCGGCGAUUGGCGUGGAAGAUCGCAAGCGUUGCGCGCCUUUCGUACAAGACCCUCGGUCUAGGUUUAUGAACGUCGCCGUUCGCGCAGAGGUGUGCCAUGAGUACGGGUGCUGCUUUGAUUACUCUGAAACCGUCUUGGGCACUUCCGAGUGCUACGUCCACAAGCUCGAGAGCGAAGCGUCUGGCUGUAAAAAAGACUGGGAGUGGGACGCGAUCGGGUCCGGAACCGUGAGGGUUCCGAAGCCGUUUACCUCCAACGGCGGAAAACCGACGAAGCUUUUCUGGAACGGAUGGCACGAACCCGGUCCACUCAUGGAUGGCCAAAAAGUAUCAACAGUCACGGACGAGGUCACGAUGUGUGGAAGAUCUUGCUGCCGAGGUGACACAGAGCUCGGCCCUUGCGCGUACGACCUCGGGUACUCGAAACCGGGCGCGGGUCAAUGUUCGAGGUUCAAAAGCAUUCUCGCGCCGGACCGGUACGAUACUGCGUUCGACGUGUACUUUGGCGAGGGCGACGUAGGUAAGGGAGAUCUCGCAGCUGACCCACCACGUAUGCCGCCGGCGGUUUUACAAACGAUCAAGAUGUUUACGUCGAAAGAGUGCAGGGAAGAGUGCGAUGCCGCCGACGGAUGCACGGCCGCGAACUUCAAUAAAGCAGAGAGCAUCUGCGAACUUAUCAAAGCGGAUGCUCCCUCGAUUGCCAAAUUUUGGGAUGCUGAUCCGCUUAAAAGGUAUCACAUUUUGAAUUCAACAUCGUCCCUCGGCGCUUCCCCCGGAGGUAACAGGAUUGGUUGGACGGCGUACACGCGUCAUUUGGGCACGAGGAGGGUGAGGGGCUUCACGAACGCCGUCACCCACGUGCUAGCGGACCCCCCACCGCAAUGGGGCGAGUGCAGAGUCGUACCCAAAGGACAACAACUUGAUCCUGAAUGCCCGUGGCAGCAGCACAAGGAAAUAAAAGGUUACGUCCUUCCCGGUGAUGACAUUUUCAGACCGGACGGGUACGAAGUUCCGUGGGACAAGAUUAACUCGUACCACAACGGAAAGCCGUAUAUGCCACUCGACGACGGUGACCCGGACUACCCGAUUACGUAUGACCCCGGGAUGGAAAUACGGAAGGGUCCCGGCCCAUACAACAUACACUCUAUUGAACGCCCGUGCUACGACGUGUGCAACAUCACGAAGUACUGCGAGGACCCACUACUGAGUUGGUACGAUUCGUCCUCGUCGAACGACGAAACGUGCUCCGCGCCUGGAAACAUGGCGACGACUCGUCCGGGUGCGAUUCAACACAUGACUUCCAAGGAACGGCGAGAAACUGUGGGAUCUUGCGACGGGCACGGUGGUCCAAGAAAACGAGAAACCCGCGUGAAUCUUGAAACUUACGAGCAGGCGAGCGCGCGGUGCGAACGAUUUGGCACGCGUCUGUGCGAAGCAGAUGAAAUCUUACGCGGCGCGGGUUUGAGCAGAGAAGGUGGCUCCGGAAAGAUCACUUGGGAAGAUGCCAACGUAUUUGCACCGCGUGACCCUUGGAAUUACGACCCGUUCAAAUGCACUCGAGACAUACGAGAAGAUAACGCGUAUUGGACGUCCACUCCCUGCGGCGUCGGCGGCGGGAACGCUACUGGGCGCUUCGUCGCUACGCGCGGUGGUGGACUUGGGAAACAGUGUGCUUCAACCUCCGAGGUCCAUCUUUUCGCGUGUUGCUCGGAUUUCAAAAAUGCCGGUUUUAAGUCCGCGAUCGCCGCUGCCUCUAGAAAAAGGAUGAACAUCACGCUCGGUGACUAUCAUUACUGCCGAAAUCAGCAGUGUAAAGUCUACGAAGGUCACUGCAAAAGUGAUGGCGAAUGUGAAUACGGCACGCAGUGCGCGCGACGCGUCGGGGCCAAGUAUGGAUUCCAUGACAAAGCAAACGUGUGCAUCCCGACGUAUGACGCGCAACAGAUUCGCUUCGGACCGAGACAAGUCUUAAGGGGGUCCCCGACGAAUUUUGUUUUCGUGGAAAGCGGAGUAUAUACGAUACCAAACACCGCGAAGGUUAAGAUUAUCGACGGUGAUAAGUUCGGUUGCAUGGGUGCGUGGGAUGACACCGCAGUCACCUUGGCGGAGACCGAGUUGAAGAGGCGAAGCGAACACGUCGUGCGUCUUCCCGGUCAGCCUGUCGGGGAGGCAUUCAGUGGACUGAAGAACCACAAGGCUACGCUUUAUGCUAAUAACAAGGUGUGUGAUGGAGAGUUGCAUCCUGAGCUCCCGAGAGCGACUGAGUCUACUCGGCCGUUUAUGGAAUGGAACAACGCGCUGGUCGCCGAGGACAAAACACAAUCCAAUUUUGAUCCCACGUUCGAAACGAGAAAGGCGCACAUGUGCAUGUGCGAUAACAGCACGGAUUGUGAAGCUCCUCAAAACUGGCACGAUCUCGGUGUAGUCAAGCUUGACGUUCCACACAUUUAUACUUUCCGCGGGUUUAAAGAUAACGACAUGGUGACGUGCGGGCGAGAUAUGAAGUGCCCGAAGCGCGAGACUCGGUUCGACGUGUACACGUAUUACACCACAGCGGAAGAACCGGAUAACAUACCGAAGAGCGAUGGCUACGUCGCCGGUUUCGGGGGAGAUUUAUUCGAGGUUUACAACGUCGUCGACAUGACCGAAUAUUACCCUGAGAUGCUGAUGACGCGGUUUACGUACUCGGAGCAAAUUUCCUUGUUCAAAGAAUUUUGCGCGCAGAGAUGCAACGGCAAUCCUCUAUGCGUCGGCUUUGACCUCGUCCCGACCGGCGUGGACGGCUCUGGGAUCAAAGAACUCGACGAUGACGAUUUGAUCCAGAGACAAUGCCGGAUGUAUCGCGACGGCGUGAUGCUGCACGUGAUCCCUUCGAGCGGACACCAGUUUUAUUUCAGUACGAAACCAAAACGAGAGACGUGGAGCUGGUUCCCGGUGCAGAGAAAGCCCGGUCGCGAGAUCGAAUUCACAACCCCGGGAGGGUUUUCUCAAGUAGCUCCCGAAGGCGUCGUCGGGCUUCGCGCGCCGAAAUUCAAGUUGAGAGGCACGAGCAUCGAACGGCUUCGGAACUUUUUUCUGUCCAUGAACGUGUUUGGCAAUCCUCCGCUGCCGAGUAAGAAGUUGGACUCACACCGAAUUCACGGAUUGGUAUAUUAUGAAAAUCUCUACUCCCCUUAUUUGAUGCCGUCGUUGGAUUACGUUACGGAUAAACACUUCAACGUACACAGCGGCAACGGCCGCGUCUUCUUCCCGUCGUUGGUUGAGCCAAAAGAAAUUGAUGAUCGCAUGGCGCUGACGGAAACGUACAUAACAGCCCGCAAUCGCAAUCGUCGGGGACAAAAAGAUUUUCCACGCGCCAGGAUCGCGUACGAAACCAACCUCGCUAAGAAGGAGUGCGAAGUAUCCGUCGCGCCGCCGCUGGAUGUUGUAAACCAAACCACCGAUGGAGGAUUGUACUGGCCUUCAGAUGUCGGAACGUGUGGAGGAAACGCACACGGAACACUAUGCACAACGCGGAAUUUCGAGGCGGUGAGGUCGUGA
This is a messenger RNA of Micromonas pusilla CCMP1545, 4353 nucleotides long. RefSeq lists its product as uncharacterized. The transcript is spliced from 2 exons. The record is from RefSeq and is a predicted model, not a curated record. Bases 1 to 4353 code for a protein of 1450 amino acids. NCBI's taxonomy places the organism in Eukaryota, Viridiplantae, Chlorophyta, Mamiellophyceae, Mamiellales, Mamiellaceae.